Messenger RNA from Glycine soja, 1712 nucleotides. RefSeq names its product ACT domain-containing protein ACR1-like. The transcript is spliced from 7 exons. Bases 103 to 1557 code for a protein of 484 amino acids. The record is from RefSeq and is a predicted model, not a curated record. NCBI's taxonomy places the organism in Eukaryota, Viridiplantae, Streptophyta, Magnoliopsida, Fabales, Fabaceae.
AUCUAUGUAGAUACAUGCACAACUCCACGAUAAAUCGUCGAAAUAAACAAAAUUUAACGAAUUGAAAACUCUAAUUGAGGCCUUGUUCGUGAAGCAAUUAAGAUGGAGAUAAUUUACGAGCCUCACAUCCACGGGGAGAUUGAAUCGCUCAUAGAAAGAAUCUAUCCACCCAGGGUUUGUAUAGACAACGAUUCCAGCAGAGAAUGCACAGUGGUGAAGAUUGAUAGCGCCAACAGGCAUGGGAUAUUAUUGGAGAUGGUCCAGGUGUUGACAGAUCUUGAUCUCGUCAUUUCCAAAUCAUACAUUUCUUCCGACGGUGGAUGGCUAAUGGAUGUGUUCCACGUGACGGACCAGGAUGGAAACAAGCUUACGGACGUAGGGCUCGUUCAUUACAUUCAACAGGCACUGUGCGAGUCUAGAAGCAGCAACAAAGAAAUUUCAAGUGACAUAGAGCUAACAAGCUGCAACGAACCACCACGAGUGGUGAACUUAGCAAUAGAGUUGACCACAACGGACAAGCAUGGCAUGUUCUCGGAGAUAUCAGCGGUUCUAUUGGGCCUGGGCUUCAACGUCACCUCUGCCACGGCCUGGACCCACAAUGACAGGGUGGCCUGCAUAAUCCACCUCGAGGACGCAAACAAACUCGGGCCCAUUAACGCAGAACGUCUGGCCCAGGUCCAGGCCCAGCUCCAGAACGUAGUGAAGGCCCGUGAUGGGAAGAACGGGGAAGACGAUAGAGUGAGGUUGAGGCUGAGGAGCUUCGGCGGCGGGCGCAACCAGACCGAGCGGCGGCUCCACCAGAUGAUGUACGCCGACGGGGACUACGAGAGGUUGCGUGCGUGCCACGGAGAGAAGGGGUGUGAGGGGACAAACGUGUCCGUGGGAAGAUACGAAGUGAAGGGGUACUGGGUGGUGAACGUGAGGAGCAGGGAUCGCCCUAAACUUUUCUUUGAUACUGUGUGCGUGCUCACCGACAUGCAGUACGAGGUGUUUCAUGCGGCUAUUAGCUCCAAUGGCUCCAUGGCUGACCAGGAGUACUUCCUAAGACCCAAAGGCAGUUCAAAUUUGGACAAUGAAAACGAGAAGGAAAAACUCAGCCUAUGUUUAAUCGCAGCCAUAGAACGCAGAGUCUCACAUGUAUGUCCCAUGAGCCUCCCUACCAAGGGAUUGAAGGUAGACAUUCGCGCUGAAAACACAACGGGACUACUAUCAAAGGUGACACGUGUGAUUCGUGAGAAUGGACUAUCCAUAACCAAGGUUCAGAUAGGAGUAGAGGGUGAUGAGAUGGCCGUAGGAUCAUUCCAUGUUGCAAAUUCUUCAGGUCAAGAAGUGAACCCAAAUAUAGCAGAGUUGGUGAGAAGACAAAUUGGUGGGUCUGUAGUUGCAAAUAACAAUUCGCCCUACAGGGUCCCUAAAUCCUUAUCAACCAGUAAAACCAUGCAGGAAACCAAGAGUAGCAGAGACGUUAGACCAAGGUUUUCUACUGGAAGCAUGCUAUGGUCUCAGAUUAAGUGCCUUUCCAAUAAUUUCCGUCCCAUUAGGUCUCAUAUGCUUUAAUCCACAGUUCCUCGAGAAAUAAGGACUGUACAUAUUUAGAAUAAAAUAUCUUUAUUUAAUAUCUUAAUCUUUGACACUUACACCAAUAGUGGAUAUUUUUUAUAUUAUUAUUAGCGGAUAUUAAAUAAGAAUAUAUUUAAAAAAUGCAUUAAUUA